Molecule: messenger RNA, 741 nt
Organism: Sorghum bicolor (sorghum)
Lineage: Eukaryota; Viridiplantae; Streptophyta; Magnoliopsida; Poales; Poaceae
Product: histone-lysine N-methyltransferase 2D-like
Exons: 4
Coding region: 1-741 (246 amino acids)
Source: RefSeq, a predicted model, not a curated record
AUGGCGUCCCGUCUCGACCGGAUCCUCGAUGGGCCUCCUCCGACCGCCGUCGACGUCCCAUGGACGGAAGUCCAAAGGGGGGCGCCAAGCGGGUCUCGUGAAAGUCAGCGGAGGGAGACGUCCCCACACCGCUCCCACGCUGACACUCCCUCAGAACCUGUGCCAGGUCAGAAUGUCUCCCGCCCCCAGCCUCUUCCCGCGUCUAAGGCGGGCCAUCGGGUCAAGUCCCUGACGGCGGGGCCGCUGACUCGCGGUCGCGCUACGGCUUCCAGCAAGGGGGGAAUGGAUCACAGGAGCGCCAGUCCAGGCAUCGGCCAAGUGGGAGAUGUCGAGCCGAGGCCGGCGCCUGCUCGAGAGCUUCUCUUACGCCUCUUCCUCUUUCUCAGGUUGAAGCAGACACUCGAGCAGGCUCAGCCCUCGAUGGCUAAAAGGCUCAAGGUGGGAGCGGCCUCUAAGGAUUCAAGCUCCUCCGACCCUCGGCCGUCGACCUGUAUCGAGGGCGCUCUGCCUCGCCCGUCGGUGGGGGAGUCCGCCCCGUUGUCGCCAAAGCGGAGGAAGAAGGAGAAAAAGGAGCGUGAGCAGGAGACACGGCGACAACCGCAUGAGGAGCAACAGCUACAGCAGAAAGAAGGAGAGGAGGGGCAGCCGCCAGCGGGUCCCCAGCUCGAGGAGCUGCUGGAGCAGGACCGUCAACGGGAGCUGCAGGAGCUCCAGGAGCAGCAGCAGCAGAGGGCCCAGUAG